This is a messenger RNA of Anguilla anguilla (European eel), 724 nucleotides long. RefSeq names its product histone H2B-like. Gene Ontology annotation, molecular function: protein heterodimerization activity; DNA binding; structural constituent of chromatin. The record is from RefSeq and is a predicted model, not a curated record. The coding region runs from base 136 to 510 and encodes 124 amino acids. Lineage: Eukaryota; Metazoa; Chordata; Actinopteri; Anguilliformes; Anguillidae. The transcript is spliced from 3 exons. Gene Ontology annotation, cellular component: nucleosome.
AAUCGUGGACCAACAGCUUCCAAUGAGAAUUGGUCUGACGUCACCGGCAAAAGGGGAAUGUAAAUUUGCAUUCAUCCCCGGUCAGACACCUUAAUUACGAGACAUAAUUGCGGUCUCCCCACUUCAACGUGCAAGAUGCCUGAAGUUGCAAAAUCCGCGCCCAAGAAGGGCUCUAACAAAGCCGUGACCAAGACUGCUGCGAAAGGCGGAAAGAAGCGCAGAAAGAGUAGGAAGGAGAGCUACGCUAUCUACGUGUACAAGGUGUUGAAGCAAGUUCAUCCUGACACCGGCAUCUCUUCCAAAGCCAUGGGCAUCAUGAACUCAUUUGUCAACGACAUUUUCGAGCGUAUCGCCGGUGAGUCCUCCCGUUUGGCUCACUACAACAAGCGGUCCACCAUCACUUCAAGGGAGAUCCAGACUGCAGUGCGUCUUCUGCUGCCCGGAGAGCUGGCCAAACACGCAGUGUCUGAGGGAACAAAGGCUGUUACAAAGUACACCAGCUCCAAGUAAACUAGCAUAAGAAUUUCACCCAAAGGCUCUUUUAAGAGCCACCCACAUUGCAAACAAAAGGCAGAAUUUCAUUAACCGUUGUCUAGUUCUAUGUCUUCACUAGUAGUUCACCAGGUUGUGCGUCCACUUUUGGAUGAGUCACAGGCCAGGUUCAAAUCCCCCCUCGGACUCAGGAGAACCUCUCACUCAUUAUCUGCUCUGUAAGGUACGUAAU